This is a messenger RNA of Nomia melanderi (Alkali bee), 11234 nucleotides long. It is a transcript of the gene bark, whose product is annotated as C-type lectin domain-containing protein bark beetle. Lineage: Eukaryota; Metazoa; Arthropoda; Insecta; Hymenoptera; Halictidae. The record is from RefSeq and is a predicted model, not a curated record. Gene Ontology annotation, biological process: cell-cell junction maintenance. Gene Ontology annotation, cellular component: membrane.
UAGUAGCCGCGUUAGUGUGGCUGCGGAACGACGCGAAGCGAGAGGUGCGUCCACGGCGAGAGACAACGGCCAGGAGGAGUACAAAGCUGCGAGCGAGCGAAACCGCGCCCAACGUGACGCCAGGUGGCUAUCGCGCCGCGACGGAACCACGUCGAACCGAUCCACGCUCGUCCCGGUCGUUGCAAGCUGUCCUUGCGUAGAUCUCGACCGUUCGGCAUCGUCGCGAGGAUGACCGUCCGGCGACCAUUGUGAACGUUCUCCGAUCGAGUAAAAGUGACUGUGAAUGACUCCGCCAGUGACUCGACCAGCACGCUCCUGCCUACGAUGAUCCCCGUUCCCGUAGGAAAAUGAACGGCGUUCUCCUCGGCGCUCUUCCGCGAGGGAACAGGAGAGGAACGGCAACGCAGUCGAGUCGCUACAGUCGAGCUGCGAUCCCUCGCGCGUGAAAGAGCCCCGCCGAGAGGAAAGGUUAACGCUCGAAUUUAAAACACGGUGCACCUCCGCGGUUGCGGCGUAGCAUGGCGAACACGGUCCGUGAUCCACAUCUUCCACGGUGAUCCAACGUCGGAGGAUCGAAAAUCUUUGGACGAUCCGAGAACGUCGUAACGUGGGCGAGACUGAAGUGGGACUUUAGCUUCUGCCGACUGUACUUUCCUCGAUUGAGAUCCAUCAAUCCAUAACUCGCAGUCAUCGUGACCGUUAGACGUGUAACAGUGAAAGUAUACGCAUCCGCGUGACGCAUCCGAAUAUCGAGGAAAAGAUUCCCGGGACGAUCCUGCGUUAAUCAUACCGGUCCGUGGACUCGUUCCGUUUUAUCUGUAAACAAAUAUUGUUAUCGUGUAACUCGGAGCGGCGUGCGCUGAUCCUAAAUGUUGCAACAAGUGUCAUACGAGUGUGCGAACCCUCCGAGCGAAACUUCGGGCAGAUUGAUGGGUCUAAGAUUACUGUUCGCUCGGCCGUCGAUGUUCCAUGACAGGAUUCAGUGACGAAGUGGCCGAGCGCUGAGGGAUAUUCGUAAGAUCUCGUCCAGUGGUUGCAGCAAGAUGUGGAGUGUUCCAUGGUUGUUCUCGACGCUGCUGGUCGCCGUUGGCGGACAGUUGGACGAGGGGUACGAUCAGUCGUCGAUUUAUUACACCGAGCCGACUUUCGUCAACGCCAGCAACGGCAACGGGAACGCGGGUCUCACCGAGCUGAGGGGAGGUCACAUUGUCAGGGGGCAACGGUUGUUGGAAAAAUCGAAAAGCCCUUACCUGGUCCGCGAGGACCUGUUCGUGGAACGCGAGGGUGAGCUGGUGAUCGAGCCAGGGGUUGAGAUCCGGUUUGGUCCUAUGAUAGGUAUCACUGUCCGGGGCGUCGUUACCGCAAAAGGGGAACCACAGGCGCCGAUAUUGCUAACAGCAGCGGAAGCGAACAGUCAGGUCCAUCCCAUCGAGUCGCUGUCGAUACGACUGUCCGAUGGGCCGACUCCUUUCGAGGGACGACUCGAGCUUUUCCAUCGGGAAGAAUGGAGAGCGGUUUGCACGAAUUCGAGAAAUUGGACCCGAGCGGAUUUAGAGACGGCAUGCAGACAGCUUGGGUUCCAAGGCGGACGAUGGUGGUCGUGGAUGGACAGGCAAUGGCCGGCGAAGCCACGAUUGCUUUACGAGCAACCGGGCUGCAGAGGCACCGAGACCUCUCUGACGACCUGCGAGAGGUGGUCCGAUCGACAGCUCGGCGGAGGCGUCUGCGAUUAUCAUCCUGAUCUCGGCAUCGCGUGUUUACCUCGCCACGACGGCGCCACGAAGGCGAUCAAACACUGGAGAGGAAUCCGCUUCGAGGAAGCUCUGUACGAUCACCCGCUGAUCCAAGAGAACACGCUCUACGUGCGACGCUCGAAGUCGAUACUGCGAAACGUGGUGAUAGAGCAUGCAGGAACUGGCCGGGAGUAUAAUGUUACCGCCGCGAUCGAUGUUGAGGGCGUCCCGCCGCAGAUGGAGUCGAUUUCGGUUCUCCACGCCGCCUUCACCGGCAUUAAUGUCACCACGCCGAAUGCUCCUGUCGUUAUAAAUAAUUGCACCAUUCAGUACAGCAGAGGAUACGGGAUCUACGUGAACAGUUCAUCCGGAAUGGCGCACAUCAACGACUGCUCCAUAUUGGACAACGGCGCGGACGGCAUCAAGUACGUCCACUUCGACGAGAGACCCGACGAUAAACUGGACCGCACGGAAGUCUUUGAUCUGUGCACGUUCCCGACCACGGCCAGUCAAACGUUCCCAGUUAUAAUAUCCAUGGAGCAAAGCAAAUACGCACCUAACGUGAAAGUUUGCCCGCAACUGAUCUUCACGCGGCCGGGACACGUGCUGACCAUGCAUUUCCUGCAAAUGAAGACGGACAAGAACAACAGCGCGAUCGUGGAGGUUUACGACGGUAACAGCGUCGCGGAGAAAUUGCUGGCCAAAGUGAGAGUGAAGAAUGGCACGUUACCGCAGAGCGUGUCGUCAACUCGACAGAAUUUGUAUAUUAAAUUCUACGCCGAACCUCGCAGCAACACCCUCAUCUUCGUGCGACUGACGUCUGGCUACAAGAAAACGUAUGAUUUGAAUGUAACCGGAAGCGUGAUAGCCAGCAACAACGGAAGAGGAAUCGCGGUGGAGAGACUGCGAUCGGCUCUGCACAUCCACGAGACCUCUGUGUCCAGCAACAAACACGUGGCCGGCGUGCACGUGUCAGGCGGUGCCGCGGACGUGAACAUCACAGGCAGCCGCAUAUCCUUCAACUCCGGCGACGGCGUCAACAUCACUCACACAGGCGGGAAUCGCAACGUCUCUCGAACCAGCAUUUCCUCUAAUCAGGGCUAUGGGUUUGCCGUCUGGUUGAACGACAGUUCCGCCACCGAGUACGUGUACUUCAACCAGACCACCGUGGUGGAGUACUCGCAGAUAUUCAGGAACAAGGACAUCGGCAUCCUCGUCGGCAACGUGACCGGCAACUCCUACGUGAACGUGACGGGCAAUUGGUUCAACAGCAGCGCCGAGACGGCCCUCCAAGUGGAGUCCAGCUGGAGGCAGGACGGGGGGACGUUGAAGCUCCAAAUUGGCCAUAAUUCAUUCGUGCAGAACGCGAAGUUCGGCAUCAAACUGAGCCCCGCGUUGAACCUGGAAGGGACCAUCGAGUACAAUCACUUCAGGGAUCAGUCGAACGGCUGCAUAUUAAUCAAGAAUCCCCUCUACGAGGAGUUCAACGUUCUGCCCGCUGAUAUCGUUGUCAAGCACAAUGAAUUUUAUGGGAACCGCGGGGUUUUCGUUGUAAGCAUCGGCCUUUCACCGUACAGCGACGCGCAGAAAUUGCUAUUCACGAGGAACUUCCUGCGCGACAAUCGUGUCCGCGAGCUGUACGAUAAUGGGAACGCGAUGAGGUCCAGAUUAGUGCCGCGUUCCAGAGUGGCGGCCGUUGUCGUUGUCUCGUCCGGCAACGUCGAGGUGUUCAGGAAUAUUCUACACAAUCCUGAGUCUAGAUACGAGAUCGGGUCUCACCUGGAGGAUCAGUCCAAAGUCAUUAAUUGCACCUUCAACUGGCUCGGGUAUGCGGAGGAGAAGAGGAUAUUCGACAGGCUGUUCCACAGAAAGGACAGGUACAAUCUAGCUAAGAUCGAGUACCUGCCGUACUUACUACACAGCAGCAAUCCAGGAGCAAACACCAUCAUUUCCAAUCCGACGUUCGUGCCUCGCUUCGUCACACCUGAAACGAACUUGGUUGGCGGUGAAGUGGACGGCCAGGAGUUCCUGAGCUCUGGAGAGUACAUCGUCGAGCGCGAUAUUAACGUACGACCGGAUGGCAAGUUGAUACUGCAUCCUGGCGUCACCUUACGCUUCCCCCCAGCUGUGGGGAUGAUGGUUGCUGGCAGGCUCGAUGCUCGUGGCAAACGACCCAGUGAUAUCUUGUUCACUUUGAAAGAGGAGGUUGUCAUGGACUCGGAUAACGGUACACUGAUGAACGAGGGAUUCAAUCAGAUGAAAGAGAUGGAGCUGUCUGUGCGACUUCUUGGCGGCAAGACUAAUCUGGAAGGAAGACUGCAGGUAAAAGUUGGUGAUAAAUGGGGGACUGUCUGCAACUAUGGUUGGACAAUCCGCGACGCAGCCCUGGUUUGCCACCAAUUAGGUCUGACUUUGGAUCCAGAUAACUGGCUCAUGGAACGCUCUCACAUUCCCAGCGCGGGUAUUAAUGAAGACAUCAUUCUCAGCAACGUCAGAUGUACCGAGGAUGAUAACGACAUAUCAAAAUGUCGAGCGGAAACACAGCAGAACUUUGAGAAUUCUUGCACUCACGAGAACGACGUUGGUGUUCGAUGCUCGGAGGCUGCAUGGGCAGGCCUGCGAUUGGGCCCUUUGGCCCAAAGAAGUGACCUGCAGUAUGUGACAAUUGAGAAAGCUGGGUUACUCGAUUAUACGACGAACUCCUUCAAGCCAGCUCUGCAGAUUGACUUUGCGAAACACUCAUUGGACAGUGUCAAAGUCAUCGGCAAUCUACAGGAUGGUUUGGGGAUCCUCUAUUCGGACAUCUAUUCCGCUGACGCCAUUAAUACUGUCAGAAACAGCGAAUUCUCUCAAAACGGUGGCAGCGGCAUCAGCUUCAAGCAGUUAGGAAUGGAAAUCAUUAACUCCAGAGUGGAGAAUAAUAAAGUAGCUGGUAUAAGACACAACCCAGCUCUGUCUGCUGUUCAACAGAGGGAAUUCGCUGGAUGGUUCUUGCGUACACCGGAUACAACUGAUUCGUCGUACAAUCCAAUUAUGAUACCGUACCAAAUGCAAGACAUUGAGUUGGGAAACGAGGAAACUAAGUACAUGAUCACAGCUAAAGUCAGCGGAGAUCCUAUCAGGCGACGCAUCAGCAUUAAAUGCAGACCAGGCUACGUUAUCGGUAUCCAGCUUCUCAAUCCAAUUGGAAAUCGCAGCACUGAACAGAUUGUCAUACACGAUUCGCAGUACGCUGACUUAAAUAGAGAAGUUUGGCACGUGAAAAGAGAUUUGGCUAUAUUUCCUGUUACGUCCAGUUCUUUCAUAGUUGUCCUGGAAUACGACAGUGGGACCAACGCGUUAGGUGGAUCUAUAAUGUCCAUCACAGCCAUUCGAGCUCCGAUACAGAACAUAAGAAGCAAAAUUGUACGGGGACCGAUCCCCACACUUCUAGUCAUAAAAUCCAAGAUCAAGAAUAACAAAAGAGGCAUCCUCGCGUCAUUCUACAACAGAUACUUGGACGAAGCUGGUGACCACUUCCUGAGAAAGGCGAAUGAGUCCAUACAACUGGUCGGAUGUGAAAUAUCUCACAACCAAGAGGAAGCUAUUUACGUGCACUCGCCGUACUGGAACAUCUAUCAGACCAAUCUAUCCGAGAUCUCCAUCCACAUUAACGACAGUCUGAUCACCGAUAAUGGCCAAGGCAUAUACCAGUUCAGCCGGGACGCCAGAUACUCAAACAACCUUUUCCACUGGAUCAUGCAAGACAGCACCAUAGAAAGAAACCAGAAGGGUGGCUUCGAAGUGCUUCUACCAGACGUGUGGCAGUACAACGAGAACUUCACGCACACUUUAUACUUCGACAAUAACACAUGGAGGAACAACGAUCAAUUCGGUUUCAUAGUGGACGGUCACUUCGCCACGCUGAACAUCUCCCACAACCGAUUCGAAGGGAACCGUUGCAAGACUGGGCUGAUCUCCGUCCGUGGAAUGGAGAAGAAGAUGCAGAUCGACAACAACCACAUAGAGAGUAACACCGGAAUCUACAUGGUGGAGUUCAGGGCGUUCAGCCAGUCUGAAAUCUUGGGGGACGUGGAUGCUAACUUCAACUACAACGAAAUCAAACGAAACAGUUACGACCUGGCUGGCAUGGGACCACGUCGCACCGACGACAAUCCAAGUUACGUGGUAGGCUUCCAUGGCAUUCAGAAGGUGCAGAUCAAUAGGAAUCUAUUUGGUCAGAAUUCCUUGGACUACGAACUGCUAGCUGGCAUCAGAACAGCUAAGAUCAACAAUGAGGUGGAUGUCUCUGAGAACUGGUGGGGAACGCCCGACGACGUCGACAUCAGACGCAGGAUAUUCGACUUCGACGACUGGAACGACCACGCGGUAGCUAACUACAGGCCCUUCCUGACCAGCGACUCCUUCGAUUCCUCCAUUUCCGCUUCCUGGCAGGUUGCUAGAGACGUAGACUUGGAUAACUUAGGCGGUCGUAUCAUGGAGAACUUGUCCAUACAUGCCAGGAGUCAGCCUUACGUAGUGCGGUCGGAUAUCACUGUUAUGCCAGAAGCUACGUUGCACAUCUAUCCGGACGUAGUGAUGGAGUUUGCCCCCAACGUUGGAAUCCUAGUUCUAGGCACGCUGAAAGCAGUGGGAGCUCCUGGCCACGAGAUUAUAAUGAAGCCGAUGGAACGUAACGAUACGAACGUCUCCGCAAUUCCAAGACCUGUUACAACCGGAAAUAUCGUCUCAAUGUCAGAGGAAACUAUCCGCUUAUGCAAAGAUGGCCGGUGUUCUUCCUUGUACAAUGAAGGUUUCCUAGAAUUCUUCAAUAAAACCACUCUGCAAUGGAUACCCUUGUGCGACACCAGAUUCACCGAGAGAAACGCGCAGGUGGUCUGCCGCCAGUUGGGCCAUGAUUCGCUCAAUGUCUACGUGUCCUAUGAUCAUAGGUACGAACUUCAUCCUGGCUCUCUGAUCCGCGUGUGGUCUUGGCCUGAACCACUACAGUGCACUGGAAAAGAAGAGAAGUUAGAGGACUGCCAGAUCAGGCUGAACGGCCAGCUGUACGGUCAUCGACACGAGUGUCCAUGGGACAGCCAGUUCGUGUUCAUAAGCUGCGGGAAACGGAACCUCGAUGAUGCGCAUGACUAUUGGGGCGGCAUACGCAUCGCCAACAGUGAAUUCGAACAUCACUUGUACGAGCACCGCAUCCACGACGUGGUGACUCAUGAAACGCUCAGACGCGUCGAGUCGAUACUGAAAUACAUAAACAUCACCGGUGCUGGCAUCCUGCAUUUCGAGAAGUCGGCCGCCCUGCAGACGAUCAUGAAGUCCCCGACGAUAAUGCAUAUUAAUAUCAGCCGCAGCGCUUAUCACGGCAUCAACGUGAUAUCUCCGACUCACACUGUGGAAUUGCUGUUUAAUUCCGUCGAUAAUGUACUGGGGAACGGUGUCAAUGUGCUGUCAAUAACGGGAGAAGGCCGCGAGGCGGAUGAAAGUUCGUUCACGCCGAUCAAAGAUCUCAAUAUACCCUAUCAUUUAUUCAGCAUGAUUGAUAUAUGCGACACGACCAAGGAGAUCACGUUAGAGGAACGUGUGAUCGUGUAUUACAAAUACGACAAUCAUCCUGUGAAUUGCGUGAAGAUCUUCCGCAGUGCUUACAGAGCGAAGCCCUUCGGGUUUAGGCUUCUGCAGUUCAAUCUUUUCAACUCCACUGGAAAACCUGGUCGCGUGGAUAGCAUUACUUUGUACGAUGGAGACAUUUAUAACAUCACUGCCAAGAGCAUAGGUCAUCUAGAAGCUAACAGUCCAGACGAAAAGAAACUGUUCAAGACCCAGGGACCCAGCCUCAGUAUAAGACUGUUCGCUAAUGGUGCAAGCAGUGUGCAUGGAUUCAUUGCAGAAGUUGUUACUCUACCCAUCUCUGCCAUUGGAUUUAACCGUGACGUGCAACACAACAUAUCCUAUUCUGUGAUAUCAAACUGCCGAGAGGGAGCGAUCAAAUACGCUAGUGCCGGCGAGGUAAACGCAAUAAUGACUCUGGAGCGCAAUCAAUUCACGAAUAAUUGUGAGAAGCUUUACGGUAACUUCUCAACCUGUAAAUCUGCCCUCUGGUUGGACGUCCAGAAUACCCAGUCUCUAUUCUUCAGAAACAACUUGGUCCGCCAGAAUCAGGGUGGACUUUCCAUCCGCGCUGAUUCUAGGGGUUCAGCGACUUCUUUGAAGGGAUGGAUACACAACAACCUGUUCGCUGAGAACUUGAAUAAGCCUGCAUUGUACGUAGAAGGUCGUCAAAGUAGUCCAUACCAAGAGGUCACUAUAUUCAGGAACUACUUCACAAAGAACAGCGCUCCAUACGACAACAAUAUCGUCUUGAAACAAGUAGUUAGCAAUAUGACCCUUAAUUACUUGCACGGCAAUCUUGGUGCGCAUCUUUUAGAAAUCUCAGGAUUCGAAAGAGUCAGGUUGCCCAUUUAUCAAAGCACAUCUCACAAUGGAUUCUACAAAAACUACGCUCUGGACCGCAAUGGCCGUAGCACGAUAGUGGCUGGCACACCUGGCCAGCAGUACGUCGACAAUGUCUUUUUCAAUCCAGACAAUGAUUAUGAAAUGCUCACCACGAAUCGAUCACAACAACUAGAAAUGUGGAGGUCUCAUAUAGAUGCAAGACACAAUUGGUGGGGAUACAAUGAAAGUCUAGCAGUGGCGGGCAGAAUCAGGGACAGAGGGGACUCCCCUGAAUUGCUGCAGGUCGAUUACCAACCUUUCCACAUGAACAACAAGUCUGUUCUGAACGGGAAAUGUCCACCCGCCUGGAAUCUUGUGGGCGACACCUGUUACAUCUACAUUGGCGCCCCCAUGGACUUCUUCAGUGCCAGAGAUUUUUGUAGAUCGGUGAACGCGUCGAUGCCAUUCGUCAUGGGUGACUAUCUUGAGCUCUGGCACUUCCUACGGAAACAGCAAGAACGUUACGACAUUUCGGACCGCGCAUGGGUACAGCAGUUGGACAGAGUAGACCAAUGCACAACCUUCACGUAUCAAACCAUUGAGAUUGAUCAUUGUGCCCAGCCGAGUCCCUUCAUUUGCGAAAUCGAUCCUAAGGUGAACAUUGAUCCACUAUCCUGGAGAAAAGACAUCGUCGCAGUAGCUGUGUUAGGGGCUGCAGGCGUAGCGUUAGCACUGUUAACAGCUGCCAUUGCACUGUGGGUGUCUAAAUCAAAGAGAAGAAAUAUCGAGAGAUUAGAGAGACGGAAUUCCAUCAGGCAGUCCUUGCACUCUUUAAGAUCAGUCGGGUCUACCUCAGGAUUCACUGAACUCGCUUACCGUCGUAAACCUAUUACGACAAAACACUCUACGGAUACACUGAACUCGAAGUCCCUGGAUUACAAAAGAAUGCUGAAUGGAGGAAGCAUAGAUUCAAUGGACAAGUCUCAGUUGAACUCCUCGAUGGAGGACAAUCAAAGCUACGACGUCUACGAAGCUCACAACCCACGGUAUUCGCCCAGUACGAGUGACUUCAAGAGCACCGCCCAGAAGUACGGCGUACCUCAGAGCGGGGACAACCCGGUGUUCGACCUGACUUAUCGCAACGAAGGCUUCCGGAACCAUUCCACCUUCACCUCGAGAAGCACCAAUGACUGGCCCACGGAAUCCAACACCGAGACGACUACAGACGAAACCCCCGCUGUCGACGCUACGCACGAGAGCUCGUAUCUGAACAACACGUCCACUCUUCCGCUGCACUCGAGCCUCGUUCUGACUGAUUCGAUCAGCGAAUUGAAACGCGACAUUGAAGCGUCAGCUUCCUACAGUCCCAUGGAGUACGACGUCAGGCGUAGCUACGACAACGCGCCCUUGACGCCCAGCCAGGCGUCCGAGCCUGUGCCCGAAUACGCUCCGGACUUCAACCCUCCGAUACCACCGCACCCCUACCAUCGCUACGACGAAGUUCGACCCAGAAGCGAGGCGCUGUUAGAGACGAAUUUGGACAACGGGGAGGAGAAGCCGUUGAGGUCGAAGAGCGAGGCUCUGCUGGAGACCAAUCUAGACGUGUUCUUGGCCAACGAGCCCACCGAGCUGACACAGCUGUCCUCCACGGCGAGAAGUAAGAGUCAACCCCUGGAAACAGCGAUGUGAACCGCUGUUCCCUCUCAGAGAUACGAUUAGACACGAGCACCUAUUUCUGACCACGCAAGGGGAGUGCUUAAGUGACUUUAAGUGGACCCACCGAGUAUUACACUUAAGUGGCUCAUGGAGGACAACGAGUGCAAUAACGUAUUGCUAAGUUUCCCGAAGUUCAUUAAGGUUCUUCCUCGCACGACUUACGAUGUAGAGUUGUUCCCGGCGGCUAGAUCUCAAUAUUCAGCUGACGCGGGAUACCAAUGUGAGAUUUUUUAUACAUUUCUGGCGAACGGAGCGAGCAUGAUUGCAGAUUGUACCUAAUUCAUGUAGUAUAGUACACGCACAAAUGUAUCGCGUAGACUAGGCAGACUUAUUUCUAACGACGUGUACAGAGGAGUGUAUUAUACAACGAUGGGAAUGAUGGUUCGCGAUUAGAGUAGUCUCAUCAGUCAUUCGCAUGAUGCUCGAACACGAACGAGCACUUCAAACAAUCUACAUAAUUUAUACUCUUCGAAGUUGUUCGUAGGAUUCACGUGAGAAUAUUUUUCUCUUUACCGAGCUCGUUAGGAUAUUGUCACGAAUGAGUGGUAUUACACUGCCAAACUAUGUAUGCGAGGGAUAAUGCGGUUUAUAUACUCGGCAGAGCGAGGUGUGCUCACGUUGUGAUAGAUGACCCGUUGGAGUAUAACUUACCAAUUUAGCAUCGUUAGCGUACUAAUGACUCAGACGAAUUGUUCAUUGAGGAACACGGUAUCCAUUAGCGUGACGCGACAUUGGAAUUAUUCAAUGGAUACUGUUUUCCUUGACCGUUUGUGUCCUGAGCGCGAUCGCGCUUCGUUGCACUGUCUAAAAGUGCCGGUUUAUCGGCUCGUACAAUCGGAUGAAGCUUAUUUAUUUCCUUUCUUUCUAUUUAUUCUUUUUUAUCUUUCUACCCGUUUAGAAGUGGGAAAAUGUAACGAUCGCGUCAUUUAAAAUUUGUUCUAACAAUAGAAAAGCGUGAUUCAGUUUCUACCCGUUUAGAAGUGGGAAAAUGUAACGAUCGCGAUAUUUAAAAUUUGUUUUUCUAACAAUAGAAAAGCGUGAUCCAGUUUCUAUCCGUUUAGAAGUGGGAAAGUGUGACGAUCUAUUUAAAAUUUGUUUUUGUAAUAGAAAAGCGUAAUUCGGAUUCUGAAUUGACUCGAAAAACGUGAUCGCGCCUAUUAGUAUUUUUCGACCGGGUUUUUGCAAAACCGGUGGGACUCAAACGGUUGAAGUAGGUGAUCUCACCAAGCGCCUUGAUUAGAUAUCUUCUAUAUAUAUAUAUGUAUACGUUAUAACAGAUUAUCCGUCCGUUAUAUGUAAGUUGAUCAUACGUAGCGCCUCUCUAGGCUCGCGUUACUUAGGUGUCCUUUGAUGCAG